AUGUUCUGCCAUGGACUUCUGUUGACUGCGGCCGCGGCUCUUCCCUUGGCUCCCUUGUCGCCAUGGCCAUCUGUCAGCGUACAGAUGGUGACCUACAACCGUGGCCCACUGCUGCUUGAGGCGAUCGAGCAAGUGGGCUACCAAGACUACCAGGGCUCACUGGAAGUGGUCAUCAUCGACGACAGCCCCAAGAGCAUGGCCGAAGAGCUGGACAAGGCGAUCGUUCAGUCACCACGUGCGCUGGCGCUGCGCUACGUCUACCUGGAGGAGCGCAUGAGCAUUGGCGCCAAGAGGAAUCUCGCUACCCGCAGUACCUCAGCCGAGGUCAUCUGCAUUUGGGAUGACGAUGAUGUCUUCACCAUGGACCGCAUCCGAAAGCAAGUGCAACACCUCCAAGGAGGUGUGAAUUGCUCGGCCAUCGAAGUGGCCUCUUUUUAUUCGGUGCCGGAUCAGGAGCUGUCGGUGCGACCUAUUGGUUUGGAACCCAUUGCGUUUGAAAACACCUUGUGCUUCAGCCGAGAUUGGUGGGAAAGUGGCAACUUUGGCUUCGGGGAGUCUUGGGAGGUGUCGGGGCAAGGUGAGGGCACCUUGGAACCUUGGUGGAGUCAGGUGGAUCCCUUGAGCGGCGCCGAGGAGCCUUUCCUCUACAUCUACCUGCCGUCCAGUGCUUCGGGCGGAACGGCCUUGAACAAGAACCGCUCACCGCCGCCAUCGGCAGCACUAGCGGCGCUCAGCAAGGCGUUGCACCCCAGCAGCGCCAGGUUUCCAGAGAAGCAUCGUGGCGCACACGUCUCCAAGGCCCUUGCUGCAGCGAGAUCUGAAGUGGAAGCACUGCUGGGAGCGCCUCAGUUGAUGGAAAUUGCGUCACCACAUGGCUGUCCCGUAGAAACGUUGGUGCGACGCAGCAGACCCAGCGCUGGAAGAGUGAAUCAGCUGGUGGCACAGUAUCCAGAGAGCUGGGAAGUGGCAACAGAUCGUCUGGAGGUGGCACAGCGCGUGUGGUCAAGAUUGGAGACUGCCAGUCUAUCUGACUUGGGCUGGCUGUUGGUGGACCGUCCUCCCUUGCGCAUUCUCGAGAACCUCUUGGAUGCGAACGAGGUCUCACAGCUCCUUUCCGCCGUUCGCCUGGACGCCUUCGGCCGCCGCGACCGCGGCGCGGUCGAAGGCGGCGGUGCGGCGGACGCGCUGCGGCGGCGUGUGGCGGACGCGCUGGGGGUGGAGGUGUCGUACCUGGAGCCGCUGCGCGCGGUGCACUACGGACGGCCGGACCAGGGCUUCGAACAGCACGUGGAUUGGAUCGCGGAUGCCUCCGAUCCCCAGCUGGAGCAGUUCGGGCAACGCGUGGCCUCUGCCCUGGUCUUCUUAUCGGAGCUGCCGGAAGGCGCCGGCGGCGAGACGGACUUCCCGGUGCUGGGCGUCACCGUGACGCCCAAAAAGGGCACCGCGUUGUUGUGGCCCAACGUGGCCUGCGACGGCCGGCCGCUGCCGGAACUG
Molecule: messenger RNA, 1494 nt
Organism: Cladocopium goreaui
Lineage: Eukaryota; Dinophyceae; Suessiales; Symbiodiniaceae
Source: the annotation of a GenBank genome assembly